Cryptomeria japonica (Japanese cedar) is the source of this 532-nucleotide messenger RNA. Its product is annotated as 36.4 kDa proline-rich protein-like. The transcript has a single exon. Bases 21 to 428 code for a protein of 135 amino acids. The record is from RefSeq and is a predicted model, not a curated record. NCBI's taxonomy places the organism in Eukaryota, Viridiplantae, Streptophyta, Pinopsida, Cupressales, Cupressaceae.
AUCAUUUAUAGAAGGCAAAGAUGAGAAAUGGUGCAGUAUUGGUUGCACUGGGUAUGAUCUGUUUGGCUUCGAUAGUUGAAGCACGCCAUUACCAGUCAUCUCCCUCGUCUUCUUCAUCACCAUCUUCUUCUUCUUCAUCUUCAUCAAAUGGGGGAAAUUCAUCAAGCUGUCCGCUAAAUGCAUUGAAAUUAGGAGCGUGUGUGGACGUGCUUGGAGGGCUGGUCAAUGCCACCAUUGGAGAUCCCGCUGUGAACAAGUGCUGCCCUGUUCUGCAAGGCGUUUUGGAAAUAGAGGCAGCACUGUGUCUGUGUACAACAAUUAGGGCGAAGGUUCUGAACCUGAACAUCAUCCUUCCCAUCGCUCUUGAGCUCUUUGUUCAGUGUGGCCUCACCCCUCCUCCUGGAUUCAAAUGCCCACCUCUUAAUUAAAUAAGGUAGACUUAAAUAAGGGAGCUCUCCAAGGCGAUGCCACUGCUCCUAGUACGCAGAUGGAGAUUUAUUAUUUGAUUUGAUUUUAGUGAGUGUUUGUCUAA